UGGCGGAGGUCGGCGGAGGUAGGCGAGAAGGCCCGGCGCGCAUGGCGUACGUGUCCGCUCUCCUAGCAGCGCUGCUCACCUCUGUGCUACGACUGCGUCAGCGUCUGCCUCCCCCGCAGCUGACCCGCGAGUGGGGCGCCCGGCUGGUGCUCGAGGACGCCUCGCACUACGUCAUGUACGCGCUGGUGUUCGUGGUGCCGCCGCCUCUGACGCUGGUGCUGCUGCCGGUUACGCUGUUCGCCGUGCUGCACAGCUCCAGCUAUACCCUGCAACUGCUCGAUCUGCUGGGACCGAGCUCGGCAGCGCCGCUGCGCUACCUCAUCUCCCUGGUCGAACUGAAGUCACAGGCGAUGCUGAGAGCCAUCGCCAUCGCCGAGAUCGUCCUGAUGCCCUACACAGUCGCCAUGCUGCUUGUCGGCCGCGGCAGUCUGCUGGUGCCGUUCAUCUACUACCGGUUCCUGUCGCUGCGGUACGCCUCGCGCCGCAACCCCUACUCGCGCACCAUCUUCGCCGAGCUGCGCGUGGCACUGGAGCGGCAGGCGGCCAGCCCGCGCUGUCCGGCGCUGCUUAGUUCGGCCAUCCACCGCGGCGUGGCGCUGGUGUCGGCGCUCAGCCCGCCCGUCAUGGGGGCGCCCCAGUAACGGAGGACCCGGCCGCCAGGGGCGCUGAAGUCGGCUGUCCCCGAAGGGUCUCCGUCUGACCUUACAUGCGUGGAGCCUGGACUCACGAGCUCGGUGGGUCGUGCUGCUCGGGCCAGGUGAACGGGAGAGGUCAACGGAUGCUGCCUCCGGUGACCUGGUGCAGGGUCAACCGUCAGGUCAGUCAACAUGUCGACUAUCAGGCUACGCCUAUCUGCCGCACUGCCCAGUGCCCACUGAUAGGGGUUCCACUCUCAAUGUCAAUCAGCUGUUGUGAAUGUGAUGCCUGCCCAGUGAUGUGUUGCCAUACCGUUUGUGAUGGUAUGUCUCACAGCCGUAUGUGGUAUAGGUAUAAGUCCAAGUUUUGUCUGAUGUCUCAGGCGGUCCAUCGAAUGUUGGGUGUGUUCACAGAGCGCUGUCGAUAAAUUGGGAUCCUGCACCCAUGUAUGUGUUGUCUGUCAAAUGUUCAGGGAUCCCCAACUCCCCAAUUCACUGAUGUAAUCUAGUCGUGAUUAAUGGUAAGGUGUCUUGGAGGUACUUGGUCUGAGCUACUUGGAGCUGUGUAUCCUAUCAAUUAUCGUUUAUCGUUCGUGAAAUCAGAAAUGUUAUAGUAUGUGUCAAAUAUCUCAUAUUUUUGUCAGUGUGAUAAAGCAAUAAAUUAUUUAUAAUUUAGCUCUCCAUUAUGUUGCUUCUUGCAGCCUGUUCCUACUUUUUAUGCUUAGCUACGGCCCCGCACUUCAUCACUAUGUUACCUGUCUGUUCGUAAGUCAAUAUAAGCCACCGAAAGUUGCAA
Messenger RNA from Amphibalanus amphitrite, 1431 nucleotides. RefSeq names its product transmembrane protein 33-like. The transcript is spliced from 4 exons. Gene Ontology annotation, cellular component: membrane; endoplasmic reticulum. The record is from RefSeq and is a predicted model, not a curated record. Gene Ontology annotation, biological process: endoplasmic reticulum tubular network organization; membrane organization. Lineage: Eukaryota; Metazoa; Arthropoda; Thecostraca; Balanomorpha; Balanidae. Bases 42 to 641 code for a protein of 199 amino acids.